This is a messenger RNA of Penicillium odoratum, 183 nucleotides long. RefSeq lists its product as uncharacterized. NCBI's taxonomy places the organism in Eukaryota, Fungi, Ascomycota, Eurotiomycetes, Eurotiales, Aspergillaceae. The coding region runs from base 1 to 183 and encodes 60 amino acids. The transcript is spliced from 2 exons. The record is from RefSeq and is a predicted model, not a curated record.
AUGGCUGCACUUCGCCUCGCAGGUGUCAGUAUCAACGCCGGCACUAAUAUCAAUAAGGCGGCCGGCAAACCAUCGCAGGUUGCUUACGGCGUCAGCCUUCACGAGAGCUGGAGCUUCUCAGCAACACGCUCAAUUGAAAUGACCUGGGUAGCCGGUCAGAAGUUCUUGUGUUCGGAGACUUGA